UUGAUUGCACCAUCGCCUCACUGAAAUGGAUUUGACUGAAAAACAGCAGUUGUUAUUUCACUUGUACACUGUUCUCGUGGCAAACAGUAUUCUGAUAUACGAUCAUAUGGUGACUCUCCCAGAAGAAAUCGUGUUCAUUUGGUGUCGUCCAAAGAUACUGUCUUCAAAGUUCUUUCUCAUCAAUCGCUAUGUUGCCCUGGUCGGCAAUAUGUUUGGCUUGUUUAUCGAUUUCUUGCCUGCCGUUUCAGAUGAGCUGUUCUAGAUACAUGCUUAUCAGAGAGUUGUCGCUUUUUCUUCAACAAAUCAUUGUUUCCUUCACAUUGACUCUGCGCGUUUAUGCCCUGUACGGUCGUAGCAAGCGCCUGCUUAGUUGCAUGAUAAUCAUCGCUCUUGCUCUUAUAGGAGGAGCGUCUGCGGGUUCUUUUGGAGGUCAUUCAAAUACUACACCGUACAUCCAAGGAAGUGAUUGUCAUAACACAUUCAGUGCAAAGACGGCUGCCCGUCAUGGGCUGGCUUGGGUUGCAGUUUCUGUCUAUGAUCUACUCAUCUUUGUCCUUACAGUCUUCAGGACUUACAAGACUAGAGGAUUUCCGCGCUUAACUUCAUAUAGCAGAGAUAUCCUUGAUAUCAUAUUCCAUGGUGGUGCGAUGUACUUCGCAGCGAUGACAUUGAUUAAUUUACCCAACAUCCUGACAUACUACUGUGGUUCAGAUAUUACCAGAGCAAAUCUAGCCACAUUUACUAGUUGCAUGUCCGUCACUCUUAUCUCUCGGCUGGUGCUUAACCUGCACAAAUCCACGGAUGAUGGCAUUUUAUCCACUGCCAUCCGGGCCAAUGGCCGUACCCUCGAUGUCUUUACCACCCUCGACAUGCAAUCCGCGCUCUCCUCUCACGAUUUUUAGGCUGGUUCUGGUUGAUUGGAUUCUGUUCCUAGUUGUGCAAUUUCUCUGCUUUUAGUUAGCGUGUUGUAAUCUUACAGACAAAAUGCAGAAGAAUUCGAUUUGAUGAUCACGAUGAGCCCGUCUUAGUGCCGAUUUACAGCUGACAAUGAAUGCGUUGAGGUUCGAGGCAUAUGGACUCGGG
This is a messenger RNA of Suillus bovinus, 1083 nucleotides long. RefSeq lists its product as uncharacterized. The transcript has 13 exons. The record is from RefSeq and is a predicted model, not a curated record. Bases 189 to 902 code for a protein of 237 amino acids. NCBI's taxonomy places the organism in Eukaryota, Fungi, Basidiomycota, Agaricomycetes, Boletales, Suillaceae.